AUCUGAACCCGAAAAACCUCUCUGAGUAAUAACGAAGCCACAACAAUGUCACGAAACUCAAUAAGAUUCAUCAAACUAAUUCGCUCAUUCUCCACCGAAGCAAUCAAAAUCUCCAAGCCAGAACGAAUCGCAGAAGAGCUUCUCAACCUCAACAGAUUCGAACGCCACGAUUUCACCAUCCUAUGGAGACUCAAAAUGGGCCUAGACCGUUACGGUGCACCGGUUGCCGGACCUGGUCCAUUAGGUCCGACCUCAUCCGAUCCUACUUCCGCAGACGCAACCGCCGCUGCGGCCGAGAAAACUGCUUUUGAUAUUAAGCUUGAGAAAUACGAUGCUGGUGCUAAGAUCAAGAUAAUUAAAGAGGUUAGGUCUUUUACUGAUUUAGGGUUGAAGGAAGCUAAGGAAUUGGUUGAGAAAUUUCCUUGUGUUUUGAAGAAAGGGAUUACUAAGGAUGAAGCUGGUCCUAUUAUUGAAAAGCUUAAGGAAUUGGGUGCUACUGUUGUUCUUGAGUGAUUUUGUUUAUUUGAAUUUGAAUUGGUAGAAUUAGUUGUUAAUUGGGAUUGUUGUUUUAUGAGAAAAUGGGAAAUUUUUAUUUUAUGGAAUUGUGUCUGCUAGGUGUUUGAUGAAAUGUGCAAUAGUUGUUGCAGUUUUUAUUAUUUAGAUAUUGAUGAUUUUGAGAAUAGAAACUAAUAUGUAGGAAUGUUGAUGUUAAUAAAUGAUAUGAUGUGUAUCAGUCUCUGCAUUUUGUGAAGUGUCGUCAAUGGAAAGUUUACAGAUUUUAGUUAUUCA
This is a messenger RNA of Trifolium pratense (red clover), 789 nucleotides long. RefSeq names its product 50S ribosomal protein L7/L12-like. Lineage: Eukaryota; Viridiplantae; Streptophyta; Magnoliopsida; Fabales; Fabaceae. Gene Ontology annotation, cellular component: ribosome. Gene Ontology annotation, molecular function: structural constituent of ribosome. Bases 46 to 513 code for a protein of 155 amino acids. The record is from RefSeq and is a predicted model, not a curated record. Gene Ontology annotation, biological process: translation. The transcript has a single exon.